This is a messenger RNA of Knipowitschia caucasica, 762 nucleotides long. Lineage: Eukaryota; Metazoa; Chordata; Actinopteri; Gobiiformes; Gobiidae. The record is from the annotation of a GenBank genome assembly.
AUGACCUACAUCAUCAUCUUGGCGUGGGCUCUGCUUUACCUGAUCUUCUCCUUCAGCUCUCAGCUUCCUUGGGCCAGCUGCCAAAACUACUGGAACACUGCAAACUGUUUGGACUUUACAACAGAAAGCAACACAUCAUGGAACAAUGACAAUUUAUCGACCUCUGCUGCCACUGAAUUCUGGGAGCACAGAGUUUUGUCCAUCUCCGAUGGAAUAGAGCAGAUUGGCAGCAUCCGUGUGGAGAUUUUGUUGUGUCUAACUGCCAUGUGGAUCAUUUGCUACUUUUGCAUCUGGAAAGGGGUCAAGUCAACAGGAAAAGUGGUCUAUUUUACUGCCACGUUUCCUUAUGUGAUGUUGUUGAUUUUACUGAUUCGUGGCCUGACUCUGCCUGGAGCAAUGGGGGGAGUGGUAUAUUAUCUUUUGCCAGAACCAUCGCACCUCUUGGACCCUCAGGUUUGGAUGGAGGCGGGUUCUCAAGUCUUCUUUUCCUUCAGUGUUGGCGUGGGCUCUCUGACUGUGCUGGGCAGCUAUAACAAGUACAAAAACAACUGUUAUAGAGACUGUAUGUGGCUGUGUUUGCUGAACAGUGGGACCAGUGUAGUAGCAGGAUUUGCAGUCUUUUCUGUGCUUGGAUUCAUGGCAAAAGAACAGGGUGUAUCUGUUUCUCAGGUGGCUGAGUCAGGACCAGGGUUGGCCUUCAUAGCAUACCCUCAGGCUAUCGCCAUGAUGCCCCUGAGCUGUGGGCUGUUUGCUUCUUUGUAA